Molecule: messenger RNA, 2062 nt
Organism: Daphnia magna
Lineage: Eukaryota; Metazoa; Arthropoda; Branchiopoda; Diplostraca; Daphniidae
Exons: 9
Coding region: 615-1904 (429 amino acids)
Cellular component (GO): extracellular region
Molecular function (GO): chitin binding
Source: RefSeq, a predicted model, not a curated record
CUGCAUAAUCUUAUAGGUUACAAUGCCAAACAAGAUUGGAAUGCUGUGGACAAAUGGCCUCCAAUGAUUUUCUUUUUCAAACAUCAGAAACACGCACACCGUAAAAGGAUUGCACUUGUCUUUGUUUCCGUGUGGCAAUUGUGGCAUUCGUUUAUGUCCCCAGAAAAAGAAUGCGUGGUCUGUUUCACUCCGGUGUAUCACAACACACCUAAAUAAUCUGGCCUUUUUGGAUACGUGAGCAAGAACUAGUUCAUAGAAAAAAGCAACAAUUCGUUUCCUGCUAGUUCCAGUUCGCACAACUUAUCGUUCGACAUAGAGGAAUUUUCGAAGAAAUUUCGUUUUCUCCGGAUGGCAAAACUAGUGUGAAAGACAGCGCGUUUGUUAUAGGAUUUACGAAUGGAUAAAUUCAUUGGUUAAGGAAUUUUAAAUCCAAGUGUUUGAACUGAAAUAACCUGCCCCAUAGGAAAUCCAAAUAACGUGUUGUACUGAUUAGAUUCCGAUUGCAGCGCACCGCAUUUCCCGGAUGUCUCGACUAAAGCAAAGGCAACGAACGAUUGGCAUAACUACAAUUGAAUCAACAGCUUUAGAACUUUGGUGUGUUUCAACAAACAAGGAUGAUUUGGCUAACUGUGCUCUCAAUGCUUUUAGCUGCUAAUGUUCGCAGUCAAUCAGACACCUCCACUAAAUUACUCAUUUCCCACAACAUAUUCUGUUCAAUGCCCUACGCAGAUUUUCGCGUCAACGUUUACGAACACGCCGAUAAUCAAAAGACGAUCACGCAAAACAGCAAAAGGUAUUUCUACGCUCCCGUCGCUCUGCUGGACCCUCAAAGUGCUAGUUGCGUUUUCAACGAUGUCACCAAACAGAACGAGAUGCGAUUUCGAGUUGACAUGUGGAACGACAAGAUUCAAAAUCAAGUGGUUGAAUAUUUAAAAGAUUUUAUAGGUCAACAAGUUGACGCUACUCAAGUGCAAGUUGUUCCAUUAGAGAAAGUGGCACUGACCAGCACUAGGACGUCUGCAAUCUACACGUUAACAACGGAUUGGCUUCCGUAUGGCAAAUCAAUCUGGUUUAACCUGCCCUGCUUGUUUAGAAAGGAUUGCAAUCAACUGGCUGUGGACAUGCGCACGAAUCCCUUACUGUUCGAUCAUUUGAAGUUGCUGUACAGCCCCGAUUCACCGACAUCGCAAGCAUUCGGCAAUUCUCGCUUUCAUCCUAUGCAUCUGGUUCGAAACUCGGCUCCGACGGCUGACGAUUGGACUCAACUAGUGGCACGAAAUUCCGAUACGAGCAGACAAUUGAACGAAAUGAAAGUGACGAUCGAAGCUUUGAGAAAGACAUUAAACGAAUCUAAAAGUACAAGGCAUGAAACGCGAAGUCGGGAAUUGCCAGUUGAUGUAGAAACUCCAAGACAUUCGUCAGAAUCUUUUGGUCGUCCGACAGAAGCAAAGUCCACCGUACAGGAACUGAAGGACCAGCUGGCCGACAUUUCACAUCGACUUGAAGUCGCAAAAGAAAACUUGACGAAAGAAUUAAACGAAAACAAGAUUGCCAUCAAAACGUUGAAAAAGGAGUUGGCCGAAAUAACGAGACGCUCGGCAGACCAUUCGAGGCAGUUCACAGACAUGAAAGCCGAAUUGCUUAAGGAACUCAAAGCAGGUGUACCCACAACGACAUUCAGCCCAACGACGGCCGAAAUUCCGCAAUUUUACUUUGACUGCAGGGGCAGGUCGGAUGGAAAUUACGCCAAUCCAGCAUCCAAGUGCUCAAUUAGCUUUUACACGUGCGCUCACGAAAAGGCCGUCACGCUCAACUGCCCGAAAGGAACAGUUUAUCACCCAGAAAGAUAUCAGUGCGACUGGAUUUCUAACGUGGAUGGAUGUCAUCGACUCGCAUCACCUUAGCAGCACAGAAUAAUUUCACCAGAUUUUUUAAUGACCAUUCCAAAGAUAUCGCAUAAAUAAUUACUGGUUAUUGAUGUCACAUCUGAGUAGCUGCCUACUGCUAAGCCAUUACGAGAUACGAUAGGACAGACUUUGAAAUAAACAUAUUUCUCAAAUGA